AUCGUUUUUUUUUGUUUUUGUUUGUUGUCGACUUGUCCUGUUAUGUGUUAUGAGUUGUUGAAAGUCAACCAACAAGGGGACUCUUCAUGGUUUUGUGUUGUGCUAAUUUGCAUUAAUUGAAGCAAACUGCUUAAAAAUAAAUCAAUUUGAAGGGUUCCAUUAAAAAGUUGGUAUUUUUUAUUCAGAGAAAUGAGUGGAAACUAUUCACCAUCAGUUUCAAUUCCCUUAAGGCCUACAGACAGGACUGACAACUAUUUUCGAGGAAUUUUUAAUAAGUAUGAUCGAGACGGAGAUGGCUUUCUUACCAUACGAGAACUAAAUGAGAUGAUUGAAAGUAAGGAAUAUGAAAAGGAUAUUCCUUUACACUGUGUGAAAAAGAUCCAUGAAAUGCAUGAUAAAAACAGGGACAGGAGAUUAAAUUUUGAGGAGUUUAUCGAGAUGAUACAUAAUCCGGAAUUAAAUAGUAUUUUUGGUCAUUAUAUUACAAGGUAUAUCAACUGGAUUGUUCCCAAACCGGGUCGUCCAACAAGUCAUACUGUCACAGAUGGUGAAUAUGAAGAACAAUAUUCUUGUUACCCACCGGCGGUUGGCAUGAUUCUUAUCUCUCUGGUGGAAAUCAUAUUUUUCUGUAUUGACGAAGCAACAAUAAAGGAUUCUACAAAAUCUGGAAGUGGACCGACAGCCACAUUAUUUAUUUAUGAGCCUUAUAAAAGAUAUGAAGUGUGGAGAUAUGUUACUUAUAUGUUUGUCCAUAUUGGGGUUUUUCAUCUUUUUGUGAAUCUAGCCGUUCAAAUUCUCUUGGGGUUACCUUUGGAGAUGGUGCAUAAAUGGUGGCGAGUGCUCAUCGUGUAUUUUGCUGGAGUUUUAGCUGGUUCUUUAGCCACCUCUAUUACAGAUCCGAAUGUUAAAUUAGCUGGUGCCAGUGGAGGAGUGUAUUCCCUUAUUACGGCACAUGUUGCAUCAAUUAUUAUGAACUGGAAGGAGAUGGCUUAUCCGCUUCUACAGCUAUUAGUGUUUAUUAUAGUAGCAGCUAGUGAUGUAGGCACCGCAAUUUAUUAUAGAUAUGUACUAAAUAAGAGAGAAAGCAUAGGAUAUGUUGCACAUUUUGGAGGUGCUUUAGCAGGCCUAUUAGUAGGCAUCAACAUUCUUAGGAACCUUUCAGAAACCAAAACAGAGAAAAUCAUUUGGUGGGUGUCAAUAACGAUAUAUACGUUCCUUAUGGCUAUGUGCAUCAUUUGGAACAUCUCUUGGACAAGCUACUUUCCUACGGAUGCAACUUGGCAGAACUACCUGAAGUAUAAUCAAACUAGGAGUCAUAACUAAACCUUGAGAGAUAAUCUCUAAAUAAUGGAUGUACAAUUUGUCAUCUAGUACAAAGAAAACAAUAUUUUUUUAAAAGAGUUAUAAGGUUUUUAUGGUAUUUAAGUCGGUUUGUAUCAUUUUUUCGCACCUACUUUAUAUAGUUAUAAGUUUGUAACACUUCAAUAGUUCCUCAGUACAUAAACAUUUCCAAAAUGAUUUUAGUUAUUGAACAUCGAAAAAUUUAUUUCAGUUGCUCAAUUUUCGACCAUAAAUUUCCUAUUUUUUGAGUUCCAGAAUCUCAUUUUAAUUCUCACUUGUUUACUUUGAUUCUCUAUUAAUCUAUUUUUCUGUGAUACAGACAAUUAUUACUUACAAUAUGAAGAUUUAUUUAUUUAUGUUUUUAUGUUACUUAAACUUAAAGGGUUUCUUUUCCCUUAUAUGAGAUUUAUAGUAUUUAUUAAAAGUGAGUCGAAAUUAGUUGUCAUAGUUUAA
Anthonomus grandis grandis is the source of this 1794-nucleotide messenger RNA. Its product is annotated as rhomboid-related protein 2. The transcript has 6 exons. The record is from RefSeq and is a predicted model, not a curated record. Gene Ontology annotation, cellular component: membrane. NCBI's taxonomy places the organism in Eukaryota, Metazoa, Arthropoda, Insecta, Coleoptera, Curculionidae. Gene Ontology annotation, molecular function: calcium ion binding; serine-type endopeptidase activity. Bases 190 to 1323 code for a protein of 377 amino acids.